AGCUGUGUUGUGACUUGGCACUUCCUCUCCUGGCUUCACCCCCGUCUUCCAUCCUUUCUAUGAGGGUUCGGCCGUCCACUAGUCGGGUAUGGGGGAGAGGAAAAUUCCACCAUUUCACUGGAAGUGCCCAAAAGGGGAGCACCGGAGUGUCUUUUUGUCUUGUCGCUCACCAGGUUAUAGACAAGCCCGGUGACGCAAAGGUUUGACUCAGGAGGGGACAGGCUAAUACUUGCAAGGAUCCCCUCGCUGGCAUUCAUGAAGGCGCGGUGAAAGCGAAACAUGACGUUUGCAGUCAUGAUGCGGAUACUUUUAUGUCUUCUCAGCGCACCGGCGUUUACACGUGAGACCGUUACGUCCCGCAGAGAGACAGCAAGCAGUCCAGAAGUUCUUCUGACGAUAUUGGGUAAAGAAUGCAAGUUUCCUUUUCGCCAAGGAGGACAAAUUCAUCAUAGCUGCAUCACGGUCAUUGUCUCCAGACCUUGGUGCUCUCUAACAUCUAAUUUCGACCGGGACCGUCUGUGGGGUUACUGCGCCCUGGAGCAACAACAUACCAAUGGUUCCGUCCACACGUCACGAAGAAUCAUCAAUCCAUGUAAGGAAAAGCCGUGUCGCAACGGAGGCACCUGCAUCCUGCACAAGCUAGCAUUUGAGUGUCUGUGUCCCGAGAAGUUCUCUGGAAGAAUUUGUGAGCACAAAAAGUGCUAUGAAACUGUACACCUGCACUAUUAUGUUGAGGGAGAAUCUUGGGGUCGCAUUUACCUUCGCAACGUAGAGCAGUGCACAUGCAUCCAUGGUCAAAUCGAGUGUCAGCGAGUCCGUUACACCAUGUGUCGCUCCAACCCGUGUCAGAAUGAUGGAACGUGCCGGAUGAUCAUAGCCACCGGCAAGGAAGUGUGUAACUGCCGAAAGAGCUACAGCGGACCGCUCUGUAGCUUUGAGCCUGAUAACGAGUGCUACAGCAGUCGAGGUACAACCUACAGGGGCGUGGUGUCUUCCACGGUGUCCGGCACCCAAUGUUUGCCGUGGAACUCAGACCUGCUCUACAAUGAGCUUCACGUGGGCACCGUGCUGGCAGCUGCCCUCAGGGGCCUCGGGGAGCACGCCUACUGCAGAAAUCCUGAUGGAGACAAGAUGCCGUGGUGUUACACUCUGAAUAAGGGCGCCAUCUCCUGGGAAUACUGUGACGUGCUUUCCUGCAAGAUGCCUUUCUCCUCUUCUCGUCGGAUGAACACGCUCCCAGGACUCGGCAAUGCUAAGCCAUCCAAGCCAGCUUCAAGGAAGGCCGUGUGCGGUACAAAGCACAAGAAGAGAGUGUCGGUUGCCAGGGGAAGGAUCAUGGGAGGAAACGCUGCACUUCCUGGUACUCAUCCCUGGAUGGCUGCCAUUUAUUACGGAGAGUCUGAAUUCUGCGCCGGAACCUUAAUCGCCUCCUGCUGGGUUGUCUCUGCAGCACACUGUUUAUUUCGGAAUCCCCUAACGUCUCAGCUUCGAGUGGUCCUCGGCCAGCACCACUUCAACGUGAGCGGCAGGGACACAAGAACGUUUGGAGUGGACAAGUACAUCUUUCCCAAACAGUUCUCCGUGUUUAACCCCACGCUACAUGACAUCGUCUUGAUCAAACUGAAGAAACAAGACGGCCGAUGCGUCAAGAGGACACAGUUCAUCAGACCCAUUUGUCUCCCAGAUGGAAAUGUCUCCUUCCCUGAUGGCUACUGCUGCACCAUCAGCGGAUGGGGUCGCUUGCAUGAGAAAGCAGAUGGCUACUCCAAUCUGCAAGAGGCGGGAGUGAGGCUAAUCCGCCACGACGUGUGUCGGAAACCAGAGGUGUUUGGCAACCAUGUCACUACCAACAUGAUUUGCGCGGGGCUCAACGGUUGUGUGGACGCUUGUCAGGGGGACUCUGGGGGCCCGCUAGCCUGUACGAGGAAUGACGUCAGUUUCCUGUAUGGGAUUAUCAGCUGGGGAGAGGGCUGCGGCAACUCAAAAAAACCAGGUGUUUACACGAAAGUGGCCAACUAUAUGGACUGGAUCAAUUCUGUCAUCAAACCAAAACCAAAGACGACUUGAAAGGACAUUUGUUUUCUUUAGCUUUAAUUAUAUUUCACUUUUAAUACAGUUUUAUGCUGUUUUUGUUUUUUGUGAAAGUCUAUCACCUUUUCCAAACUGUGAACAAAAAUGGAGACUGAAUAAACUUUUAGUAUUCCUGUUUUUUCCCCUAACACGUAAAUGUGUGUAUCCAUAUUAAAACCACUUCUGGUAAUAUCCUGACAAGGGAGGGCUUCCGAAUUUUGUGUUUUUAUAAGGACAGACUGAAGUCUGUUAUCGGUCAAAGUGUAAUCAACAGAGUCCAUUUUUGAUAACUUUGUCGCACGAGACGUUACCUCCCGGGUGAAGAUUCGGUACCGGCUAAACGGGUGCAUUUAUAGCAAACUGCCUCUGGGUCAUUUUACAAUUUUUCAUGCCAGCAAAGCAAGAUGCCUGAUAAAAAGUUCUAAAAAAUUAAGACUCAACUUUUUAAGCUAGCUCAAUGCUAAUUUACACUAGAUAUGAAUGUUGUCAGUCUGUGUUGGCCCUGCGAUGAGCUGGCGAUUUGUCCACAGUGUAGCCCGCCUUCCGGGAAUGC
Messenger RNA from Nerophis lumbriciformis (worm pipefish), 2623 nucleotides. It is a transcript of the gene hgfac, whose product is annotated as hepatocyte growth factor activator. The record is from RefSeq and is a predicted model, not a curated record. Gene Ontology annotation, biological process: blood coagulation; zymogen activation. NCBI's taxonomy places the organism in Eukaryota, Metazoa, Chordata, Actinopteri, Syngnathiformes, Syngnathidae. Gene Ontology annotation, molecular function: calcium ion binding; serine-type endopeptidase activity. Gene Ontology annotation, cellular component: extracellular region.